Messenger RNA from Aureobasidium pullulans EXF-150, 924 nucleotides. Its product is annotated as heme peroxidase. The transcript has 5 exons. Gene Ontology annotation, biological process: cellular response to oxidative stress; response to reactive oxygen species; hydrogen peroxide catabolic process. The record is from RefSeq and is a predicted model, not a curated record. Bases 1 to 924 code for a protein of 307 amino acids. NCBI's taxonomy places the organism in Eukaryota, Fungi, Ascomycota, Dothideomycetes, Dothideales, Saccotheciaceae. Gene Ontology annotation, molecular function: heme binding; peroxidase activity.
AUGUUUGCGAAGACUUUCGCUCUCUUUGCCUUCACGGCUCUUGCUGAGGCAUCAGGCAGUUGUCCUGCUAUCUGGUCGACCGUGGCCUCAGAUCUUUCACAAUCAUUCAUCGGCAGCAACGGAUGUACCGAUCUCGCCCGAGGCGCCAUCCGUUUCGCCUUCCACGAUUCUGCGUCAUAUUCUUCCAAAACACAAUACUAUGCACCUGCUACUGGUGGCGCUGAUGGAUCGCUCCUCCUGAGUUCUGUGGAGAUCACUCGAGAUGAGAACAAUGGUCUUCAGUCAUACUACGGUUUCCUCCAGGAGAAGUACUCCAAGUACAAGUCUCAAGUCGGUGCUGCAGACUUGGUCCAAUUCGCCGCUAGUGUGGCAAUUGUCAGCUGUCCUGGAGGCCCCAAGGUCCCUACGGUUGUUGGCCGAAAGGAUACCAGUACUGCAGCACCGGACAAUCUCCUGCCGAAAGCCUUCGGCGCAGGCGCUGCGCAACAAGUGCUAAUCCAACUGUUCGAGGACAAGGGAAUCAGUCAACCAGAGCUUGCUGCUUUGAUUGGCGCACACACUGCAUCAAAGGCUGUGGCUCAAGAGGCCUACGGUGUUCCUUACAAUGGUCCUCAAGAUUCCACACCUGGUCAGUGGGACGUGAAAUACUACUCCGACACGGACAAUCACCCCAGUGGUGUCUACAGCUUUGAAUCAGAUGUCAACCUUUCAAACCCCAACUCGACUGUAGGCCAGACUUUCCAGAGCUUCGUCAACAGUCAGAGCAAAUGGAAUGCAGCUUUCGCACCUGCCAUGGCUCAUCUCAGCGUCCUCGGCAUCUCCCAAGCAGACCAAGCAAACUUCGUCGAUUGUACUAGCGCAGUUCCAUCAGGAUCCAAUGCGAGAAUGAUUCGUGCAGCACCCAUCAACGACAGAAUUAGAUGA